AUGUCUAUCAAAAACGAAACUACCCCCAUGACCUCUGUCAACACCACCCAGCAAUCAACUGCGAUCAUCACUGUAAACGAUGCCAUUGCGGACUUUGAAGCAAAUGUCAGACCUGGCCUCCUAGAGCCAUCUAACCACCACUUGACCGGUGAUGACGCCCCCGCUUGUCAUCCCCAACACGAUCCCUUGCACCGUGUUGGCACCACCCAACGCGAGCAGUUCAAUCGCAACAAUGAGGCGACUGUUGUGGUUCUCUUCAAGAUCUAUACCAACGAUGAGGCGCCUGUCGAUAUGCCCGCUCCCAAGCCUACCAAACGCACCGCCUCUUCCAAAGCCAAUUCCAGAGGUAGUGGCUCCAAAGCUACCUCACCGGCCAUUCAACCUCCCCCUUCUCCCCAAGAGAAACGAACUACCCCUUUGGAUGACGAUGAAGAGGACACCCCCUUAGCCUUUUACAAUCGUAAAUUGAAAAAGGUCAAGGUGGAAAAGUUUGAAACUGACCCCAACUUUUGGGUUCCUGAUCCUUCCGAGGAAGAUGCUGUGCUAUCUUCCGAACUCGAGAUUUUAGAAAAGCACGAGUAUGAGCUUGACAAAUUCCUGAUCAAUUGUGGCCUUUCUUCUGGCGCCAUCCCAAAAUCUCAAGAGUGGAACGAAGAAGCUCUUGGUUCUCAAUAG
Melampsora larici-populina 98AG31 is the source of this 675-nucleotide messenger RNA. RefSeq lists its product as uncharacterized. The record is from RefSeq and is a predicted model, not a curated record. The coding region runs from base 1 to 675 and encodes 224 amino acids. The transcript is spliced from 6 exons. Lineage: Eukaryota; Fungi; Basidiomycota; Pucciniomycetes; Pucciniales; Melampsoraceae.